GCCCGGCCGCCGUGAGCUUCCCGCCUCCGUGUCCCCGAGGCCGCGCCAUGCGGUGAGAGCCCCCUGCCCUACCCUACUCCACCCGACUCGACGGACGCGCGGCCCCGCCGACAUCCCCGGACCCGCUGACGCCCCAGGACCUGCAGAUCCCUCGGGCCCCGCCGCUCAAGAUGCCCAGAGGCUGCGCCCUCCUGCUCGCCUCGCUGCUCCUCGCCGCGGCCCUUUCAGCCACCCUGGGGCUCGGGUCGCCGGUGAAGGAAAAGAGAGGCUGGACCCUGAACAGUGCUGGCUACCUUCUUGGACCACAUGCCAUUGACAACCACAGAUCAUUUCACGACAAGCAUGGCUUCACUGGCAAGCGGGAACUCGAGCCUGAAGACGAAGCCAGGCCAGGAAGCGUUGACAGGCAGCUGUUGGAGAACAAUGUCGUGCGCACGAUAAUCGAGUUUCUGACUUUCUUGCAGCUCAGAGACGCCGGGGCCCUGGAGCGCCGGCCCGGUCUCCCCGCAGCAGUGUCCUCAGGAGACGUGGAGCAGUCCUAGGAGGCUCCCGGGGCGGGUUCGGCUCUUCGUUGUCAUUCGAAGUCAAGCUCGAAGA
Balaenoptera musculus (blue whale) is the source of this 597-nucleotide messenger RNA. RefSeq names its product galanin and GMAP prepropeptide (gene GAL). The record is from RefSeq and is a predicted model, not a curated record. The transcript has 6 exons. Gene Ontology annotation, cellular component: extracellular region. Bases 171 to 542 code for a protein of 123 amino acids. Lineage: Eukaryota; Metazoa; Chordata; Mammalia; Artiodactyla; Balaenopteridae. Gene Ontology annotation, molecular function: hormone activity.